Messenger RNA from Penicillium manginii, 978 nucleotides. RefSeq lists its product as uncharacterized. NCBI's taxonomy places the organism in Eukaryota, Fungi, Ascomycota, Eurotiomycetes, Eurotiales, Aspergillaceae. The transcript has a single exon. The record is from RefSeq and is a predicted model, not a curated record. The coding region runs from base 1 to 978 and encodes 325 amino acids.
AUGAAUCCUCAGCCUCCAGAUCCCAGGGCAGGCAGGAAGCCUUUCCCACCUCUCCGCCGACCGUCCUCUAUCUCCAAAUCCGCGACUCCCCCCACUCCGCCCGAGCUACCUGCCCCACAACGUACCGUCCAGGAGAAAUUCUUUAUCUCGACCACCUACUCCACCACCACGGCCAGAGCUCUGUCAUUCCAAGGACAAGUGCUCAAUGGUGUCACUCCGCUUCAACUGGCUCAAAACGGCUUUCACUACCAACCACAUGCAAGCUUCGGUGGUCUGGCCUGCUGCUUCGCUUGUCAAAAGUUCAAACGCCUAGACAGCUUUCAAUGUGUACCUUUCCAAGAGACACAGCUCCCACACUCGAGAGACUGCUUAUGGCAGGCCAUCUACAAUGACUUGAAACAACAUUCCGAAACUGCCGAUACACUUACCUCCUCAACCAACGCACGCCCGCCGCCUAGAUCAACUCCCCUCCAUCAUGCUUCUUCGAAUAUGCCCACUACUGUAGAGAACGACCCCUACACUCAACCUCCAUACACCAUCACCACCACCCCAGAACCUCAACUACCUCCAACCUCCCACGCUCCGCAGCCCCAUCAAACGAUACCCUCCGUCACUUCCUCACACCAAAACCAACAGAAAACCUAUGCUUCCGUCCUCCGACGUCCCGCCACAUCUAUACCGCUACCGAAUCCCCCAGUACAAAAACCUACUCUCCCCGCCAAUCCCAUACUCACCAUUGACGAUCUUCACCGCCGUUUUCACAAUAAACUGUCACCGUUCCAGGUCGAGAAUAAGUCAAGCCAACGCUCAAUUAAACGAAGUCGGAAAAGUGCAUCUGCCACACAGUCACUGUCUAAAUUCUUAGCUUCUACUUUGCCCGCUUUCUCGCGGUUCCUAACAGAGAUGCAGCCAAAAUCGGAUACUUGUUAUCCGUCUCAUCCGCAAUUCUACUAUAGCCGCGCCAUGAGGGCAGCCUAA